CGGGGUUAUCACCAGAUUUUUGGGGUUCUUCGGGUCUUCUAAGGGUUCACCAAGAUCUUUCAGUCGUUGUGGCAAGGUCUAAGUGACUGUUCUAACCUCUCAAUCACUCCAAAAUGGCUACCACCAGCCGACUCAGUGUCUUGGCGAGGUCGUUCUCCUCAUCGGCGGUGUCACGGCAGCUGGUGAAGCCGCCGAUUCAGUUGUUUGGUAUUGAGGGACGUUAUGCUACUGCUCUUUACUCAGCAGCCAGUAAACAGUCAGCACUCGAUGCUGUGGAGAAGGAUCUCCUGAAGUUCCAGGGCCUAGUUAAGAGCGAUGCGAAGCUCAUCGACUUCUUGAAGGACCCGUCAAUCAAACGUCGCGCCAAGGCCGAGGCGUUCAAAGCAAUUGGCUCUAAAUUGAGCCUGAAUCCGGCAACGGGAAAUCUCCUGGUUCUCCUCGCUGAGAACGGCCGUCUCGGCAUGAUCGGCCAGAUUGUCAAUGCUUUCAAGCAGAUCAUGGCCGCCAACAGGGGAGAGGUAGUCUGCGAGGUGACCACAGCCAAACCCUUGGACGCCGACACCAAGGGCAAACUCGAAUCAGCCCUGAAAAUGUUCCUCCAGAAGGGCCAAACUCUCCUGCUCACCACCAAGGUCGAUCCUGCCAUUAUUGGGGGAAUGCUCGUGUCAAUUGGCGACAAGUAUGUCGAUAUGAGCAUUGCCAGUAAAGUCAAGAAAUACUCCGAUAUUAUCAGAAGUGCUGUGUAAAUUGUUGAUUCAGGGGGGGAGGUGGUAAAACGAGAAAAAUUGUCAUUCUUUUUUGGAAAAUAGAAAAAUAAAUUAAGAUCAAUAAAAACGCCUGAAGGAUCAAUUCUAUUUAACAAUUAUCGAGGAGUCACGGACCAAUGGAAUGUCGAUAAUUUCCGUUUUACCACUUGACCCUCGAGCAGACUAGAAAAUUUGUUCAUUUAUCGAGAAGAAAAAUAAAUCACCAUUGAAAUGUAGUACGAGUCGGGUUGUAUGGAAUACCGUAUAAAUAAAAACGCCAGAGAGACAGUU
This is a messenger RNA of Diachasmimorpha longicaudata, 1037 nucleotides long. RefSeq names its product ATP synthase subunit O, mitochondrial (gene ATPsynO). The transcript has 4 exons. Lineage: Eukaryota; Metazoa; Arthropoda; Insecta; Hymenoptera; Braconidae. The record is from RefSeq and is a predicted model, not a curated record. Gene Ontology annotation, biological process: proton motive force-driven mitochondrial ATP synthesis. Gene Ontology annotation, molecular function: proton-transporting ATP synthase activity, rotational mechanism. Bases 114 to 746 code for a protein of 210 amino acids.